Messenger RNA from Cornus florida, 1893 nucleotides. Its product is annotated as protein FAR1-RELATED SEQUENCE 5-like. Gene Ontology annotation, molecular function: zinc ion binding. Gene Ontology annotation, biological process: regulation of DNA-templated transcription. The coding region runs from base 1 to 1893 and encodes 630 amino acids. The transcript is spliced from 7 exons. NCBI's taxonomy places the organism in Eukaryota, Viridiplantae, Streptophyta, Magnoliopsida, Cornales, Cornaceae. The record is from RefSeq and is a predicted model, not a curated record.
AUGAAGUUUGAAACUGAGGAAGAGGCAUAUGAUUUCUAUAAUUCAUAUGUCGGUCGAGUCGAUUUUAGCAUUCGCAAAGAGUAUUUUAAUAAGAGCAAGAAGACUGGUAAACUGUCAUCGAGAUUGUUAACAUGUUGCAAGGAGGGUUUCAGGGGUGACGACAUUCGGAACAGUAAUACGAAGACUCCCAGGGCCGAAACACGAACUGGUUGCCUUGCUCGAAUGCUUAUUCAAGUUUCCAAGUAUACGUAUAAGUUUGAAUUUACAAAAUUUGUUGAAAGCCACAACCACCCAUUGAUGAUUGAUGAAUGCAUGCACAUGCUGCCGUCGCAACAUAGAAUUAGCCGCGUUCACUCCAUUGAUUUGGAAUUGGCUUCUGAAUCAGGAAUAAGCCCUCGGAAUUCAUAUGAGUUGAUGGGAAGGCAAGCUGGUGGAAAAGAAUCAAUCGGUGAUCAAAUGAUCACUAACAUAUUCUGGGUUGAUUCAAAAAUGAUAGUUGAUUAUUGCAAUUUUGGAGAUGUAGUAAGUUUUGACACAACAUACAAAGUUAUACAUGGCAACCGUCAAUUUGGAAGUUUCUUGGGGUUGAAUCAUCACCGGGAGACUGCUGUGUUUGGAGUAGCGUUCAUGUAUGACGAGACUGCAGAGUCGUUUAUCUGGUUGUUUGAAAUAUUUUUGAAAGCAAUGUCUGGUAAAGCGCCAAAGACAAUCUUCACUGAUCAAGAUGCUACAAUGGGAAAGGCAUUGAUGCAGGUGAUGCCAGGGACAAAACAUUAUUUGUGUGUUUGGCACCUAAUGCAAAAUGCACAGAAGCAUCUAGGGUUCUUGUUUAGACGUGCGCAAGGCUUUAAGAAGAUGUUAUCAAAAUUAAUGUUUCAAAUUGAGGAGGAGGAAGAAUUUACCAGGGAAUGGAAUUUAAUGAUAACGGAAUAUGGCGUUGUUGGUAACAUAUGGUUUACAAAUCUGUUAGGUUUGAAACAUAGAUGGGCCAUGACAUUUAUUAAGCGUGCCUGGUCUGCGGGUAUCCACAGCACACAACUGAGUGAAAGCUUCAAUAGUUGCUUAAAGGCAUACUUAUCCAGUCAACUAAUUCUUCUAGAUUUCUUCACACACUUUGAAAGGCUGUUGUCCGACAAGCGUUACAAGGAGUAUGUAGCCGAGAAUGGGUUGCUCCACAAUCUACCUCAACUGAAAACAAACUGUAACAUAUUAGUACAGGCGGCAAACCUGUACACAAAGGUUAUAUUUAAUAGUUUCCAGGAGGAGUUCUUAGCAGCUAGUGCCAGUCAGAGGAUCAUUGGUUGCAGUCCCAUUGAGGGCAACGGAGGCUGUGUUUACAAAGUCGUUGGUGAGGAUGGAAUGCAAUGCGACGUGACGAGGACAUCAGAAGAUGAAUUGUUAUGUUCUUGUUGUAAAUUUGAAAAGGAGAGUAUUAUGUGCAGGCAUAGUUUGAAAAUCCUAAAUGAAUCCAUGUUCGCCAAUACAUUGCCUCGUCGAUAUAUAUUAAAAAGGUGGACUAAAAGUGUAAGAGAUGGCAGCUUGGAGGAAAAUCUUUCCGGUGAAGUGAUUGUCGAUGCUGAACCAAAAAUUGAGGUUAGGAGACGGCACAGGAAUUGCAAUGAAGGCCUUCAAUCCGGAGAGGCAGGUGCCAGUACUCAUAGUGGAACAAUCCCCUACCACGUGUUAGUGAAUGGCUGUGAAAUUCCAAUUGAAUUUCUUAAUGAAGACAGUUAUAUGACGCCACCACAACGUUUAAUGCAUCAGAUAAGGUUUUCGCAACCACCUGGUGAAACCUUUGUUGCCGAUUUAUGCAAUUCCAAUACCAAUUAUUCAUAUGAUGAUUACUUCAGUGAUGGUUUCAGAAUUGAUAAAUAUGAUCAUAUUGAAAGAUAG